Molecule: messenger RNA, 633 nt
Organism: Nicotiana attenuata
Lineage: Eukaryota; Viridiplantae; Streptophyta; Magnoliopsida; Solanales; Solanaceae
Exons: 3
Source: RefSeq, a predicted model, not a curated record
AUGAAGAAAGACAAUCAGAAGGUUCCACAAAGAUCUCAACUGCAAGAAAAAGUGCGGCAAGUGCCAUUGAUUUCUACCUCUUCUACAGCACAAGGAGUACAAGAACAAGUGCGGCAAGUACCAAUGGAUUCCAUCACUCCUACAUCACAAGCUGUGCAUGAACCAUCUGAGGAUUCUACCGAUCAUGAAGCAAUUGAACAAUCUGAGGAACCAGGCCCUUCUGUGCUAAAAAGAAAAAGAGGCCCUACUCAAAUGCAAAGUGUGCACGGUAGGAAGGACCGUAAAAUAAUCGUGCUAAAUGAGUUCAAUCAACCCAUUGGUCCCACUAAGGAAGUUGUGAAAGAGUUGGGUAGCUUCCUCGGCACAUUGGGAAGGAAUAAGACCUUUUGUCCUCUUAAUUUAUUUGAUUGGAGGAAAGUAGACAAAAAAGAUGAUAUUUGGAAAUAUGUCAAGGCGAAGAAUUGGGUUUUUGAUUUAGUUUGUACUGCUUGGAGAAAGUAUAAAAGUCAGUUGAAGAAAAAGCACUUUGAUACAUAUAAGAAUGACGAGCGUCGAAUGCAGAAUAGGCCACAAAAUGUUCCUGCGUCUCACUUUAAAGAUCUUCUUGACUAUUGGAACUUCGAUGCCGCCAAG